AAGACUUAGAUGUCACAUGUCUCUGCUUUUAUUUUGUGCUGUGCGUACAUUUGUGUGUCUUUGUGUGUGCUUUACAAACCUGUGCUGUUGGGCAUUGGAUGGGAAGUUCUGGGAUUUAUGCCAAUGCCCCAGUAGGGGUGUGUGUGUGUGUGUCUGUGUGUGUGUGUGCUCGCGUGCAUGUGUGUAUAUAAAGAGAGAGAGCGAUAGAGAUGAAAACCCAGAAUGAAGUGGAUGUGGACUCACAGAUGUCCAGUAACUGACUACGGAAACUGAUUAACUAGAGCGCACUAUCCACUCCACUGUACAUGUCAGCAUGUUACUCUGCUCUGACCAAACUGCUCGCAGAAACACACACUUGAUCUACAUUUCUUGUACCUGACUGAUUUAUUGGUUUAAACAAAAAGUAACAGACUGAACCAGAUCUUUUGCUGGCAUAGUGGAGUGUGCGGCCUGAGAAAAACACAAAAGAUGUCCUUAAAUGACUGGAUAAUGCUCCAAAUUGAAUCAGAGCAGAAGAAAAUCUCUCAAAUCAAAGAUAAACAAAGCCAGUGGAAGGUCAGCGGUUCAAAAGAGAAGGAAGUGCAAUUAGUUUUGACCUGUUUUUUGUAAACAUCAUCAGCACAGUUUGCUGUUCUCUACUGUAAGGAGGUGAUAGACUGAUAAAGCCAGGAAAGGGUUGUUUUUUUCUACAAAGGCAUUGAUUACAAGAAUAUACGUGAGUCAGAUGGUUUAAAAAAGUGGGGGAGGGGGCGCAGGAGGGGAGUAGAACCAAUAGAGAGAGAGGAAGUGCAGGGGAGAAUAAAUGAAGAUUGCAGAGACAAGACAAUAGACUCAACAAGAGAGUACCUGCCCGUGUGUGUGUGUGUGUGUGAAUCAUGUGAAAACUGCAGACUCAGAGACAAAUAAGGACACGUUAGUAAUAGCUUACUCCUAUCAGCAGGACAUUACUAACUACAGGAUUACAGGAAAAGACGUGGAUAUAUGAUAAAAGAUCUGACUUGAGUUUAAUUCUGUCAUCGCAUUCAUCAUAAGGUGUAAGAAAACGUCAAAGCUUUAGUAAGUAGUGGGUGUGCAUGUAUACAGUCAUCAUACUUUACUAGUUAUUGCUUCACUGAUACUAAAAUCUUAAAUGCUUCUUGGGAUUUUUUGGUUUGUAAGUUUGAAUCUUUUCCGGUGUAACCCCCAACACCCCAACAUGUCACAACACAUGGCUUCCUCUUCCUGAGCCAAGUUCUGCUGAAGGUUCUUUCCUGUGAAAAGGAAGUUUUUCCUUCCUGCUGUUGCCGAGUCCUUACUCAUAAUUAGUUGUCUUUCAUUCAGCUGAAAGACACUAAAACUGCACUAAUGUGUCAUCUUCAGGUUCAGAGGGAGUUUUUUUCUCCUCACUGUCACCAAGUUCUUGCUCAAAGUGGAUCGUUGGAGAUUCGGUUACUGUUUAUAACCCUAUAAUAUAGAGUGGCUUGAGAUGACUAUUGUUUCAAUCUGGUGCUAUAUAAUUCAAAUUAAAUCAAAUUAAGCUGAGGCUUUGAGGGAAAGACGAAAACAACCCCUGUCAAUCAAUAUUUACUUAAUUUACUUCAGGUACUACAGUAGCAUCACUGGAUAUGCUGCACUGUCAAAACUGUUGUGGUAGUGCUUGCAAGGAGAAAGUCUGCAGAAGAGAAGCAGUGAGAAAAGUGCUGGACAGAAAGAGAUAAUGGAGGGUGAGCGCGGAGCAUGAGGUCAGGAAAAAAAAGUUGGACCAUGCCCUCUCACACACAUACAUCAGUAAUUACCGGGAGAUUGCUUUGAGCAGGUAAAUGUCAGCAAGCAUGAAAAGCUUUUAGAUGUUUAGGUGGCAGGACUUUUUAUUUCUGCGAUGCGCACCGAAGUCAUUAAAGUUUUUACUAUGAAAGAUGUAUAAUUGGAGGCCAUUUUAAUCAAGAGUACAAAAGAAUUCAAUAAAAUCAAACAGAAUAGAAUAGAGCCAUUCGAGCCACCCCCAUGCCAGAUUGUGAAUGAAGCUUAUUAGUAUGAAUGGGGUUAAUUUGGGGCCAAUGAAAUAGCUAAUCCCAGGCUGAUCCCUUUGUUACCAGCCUGAGCUCCACUUCUGUCUUUCUCUUGUUCUCUCGCUCUCUUUUUUGGCUCUCUGUCCAACUCACAUGGAGCCGUACCAGCAUGGAGGGCUGGGGAGGGCUGGUUUGAGUGACACGAUCUGUGCAUCAGAGAGGAUCAGGUCUCUGGGGAGGGCGACUGCAGGAACUACAUCCGACUGUUGGAGUUCCUGGGAGAUGGUCGCAUCUAUGUGUGCGGCACCUAUGCUUUCGACCCUCAGUGUGCCUUCUUGAAUGCCACUACAUUUACUCUGGAAGAAGUUGAUGGAGUGGUGAGGAUGGAGUCAGGGAAGGGAAAGUGUCCUUUUGAGCCUAGUCAGCAUUACACAGCUAUUAUGGCAGAUGGUCUCCUUUACACAGCAGCUACCAGCAACUUCCUGGGAACACUCUUCGACAUCUCCCGGGCAACGGGCCCUGAGCAGGAGCGCAUCCGAACUGAACGAUCCAUCAACUGGCUCAGCGACCCAGAAUUUGUCAGCUCAGCUUUCAUAGAGCAGUCCGCAGGAAACCCGACAGGAGACGAUGACAAAAUCUACUUCUUCUUUAACGAGGUGGCCAAAGAGUAUGACUUCUACACCAAAGUCAAAGUACCCAGGGUGGCCCGGGUCUGCAAGUCUGAUGUGGGAGGGAUGAAGACUCUGCAGCGACGUUGGACCACCUUUCUCAAGGCUCAGCUGGUGUGCGAGGACAAGCCCAGCGGCCAGCGCUAUAACGUCCUAACUGAUGUUUUCACCAUGCAACAUAUUCCAGGCGACCCCAGCAGCACACACUUCUAUGGACUGUUCACCUCCCAGUGGGAGCAAGUAGACCUGUCGGCCGUGUGUGUUUUCAGCCUGUCUGACAUCAGCAAAGUGUUGGAUGGUCCAUUUAAAGAGCUGAAGAAAAGCUGCGACAACUGGAUCAAUCAUGAGCCGAUCCCCUCACCGCGGCCUGGCCAGUGUUUAAACAGUGCAUUAAAGGCGGAAGGCUUUGAGUCCUCCCUAAAACUUCCUGACAAGGUGCUGACAUUUGUGAGAGACCACCCUCUGAUGGAGAACAGUGUAACUGCAGCAUCCCUGCUGGUUCGAAAGGGAAUCAGUUACACCAAACUGGCUGUAAAUCUGAAGGACGGCAGCGAGGAGCGGAGGGCAGCAGUGCUGUAUCUAGGAACAGACCGUGGGGAGCUCCACCAGGUGGCAGUAGUGGGCCAGAAUGUCACCUUACUGCAGGAGACUCCUCUGUUCACAUCACAGGAACCUGUUAACAAUAUAUUACUGCACAAGGGCCACGCUCUGGUGGGCAGCCCUCUGUCCCUGGCUCGUGUCCAAGCUGAAGGCUGCGCUCUGUAUCGCAGCUGUGAGGUGUGCGCCAGAGCCAGAGGACUGGGCUGUGUGUGGAGCACAAAGGAGGAAGCCUGCAAGCAAACAACAGAAGAGCCCAGUCCCGGUGAUGUGGUAGACGCUGCCUUAAAAAAGUGUAAUGUAGCAGAAGGUCGCUGCAAUCCGUCGCCCCAAGCGCUGCAAGUGUUCCGGGGCCUGCGCCUCUUGUUGUCGUGCGUCCAGCUGUCCCCUCGGCCCUGUAGCUGGGAGUAUCCUCCCCACAGACACACCAGGCAGCACAACUCUGACCUGGAGGUGGUUGUCACUGACGACAAUCUGGGAAACUAUGUCUGCACGUGCCAGGAGGGGGGGCCGGCAGUCAGAGACCCCACCCCUUGCCGCAGAGCAGCCUAUUACCUGACACUAGAAGCUCCCAGUGUCGAAAAAGUAUCAACAUCCGAAGGUCGUCAUAUCCUGGCCUUGUACAUAUUUGCCAUCUUAAUAGUUUUAAGUUUUUUCGCCGUCCUUAUCUUCUUUGUGAAACGGCGGUGUGGGAUUGCCCGCAACCUGCCAGAUAAUUCGUUGUCAUCGGGAAAGGGGCGGGACUUGCUGGGUUCCUCGGCCACUCCUCAAUCUCCCAGCAGCUCCAGCCUUUUCUCGGAUGGAUUCCGGAUGGCGGAAAAACGAAACGGGACGGCGACUUCGACCACAACAACCACGCUCCUUAGCAACCAUGGAAACGGUGGGCACAGUUACAGCGACACUCUGAUAAGCAGCAACUCCAGCAACGGCCAUGGGAAUUCUCUGUACGCCAACUGCAACACGAGCGGCAGCGGGAGGAGGCUUGGCCCUGAAUUUCUAUCACCAGAUAUGCUGGACAGAAGGACGGGGGAGCGGGAGAGAGUGAGGUCUGAGGGGGGAGAGAGAGAGUCAGGGGAGGGAGAAGAGGUGGAGGAGGGUCUGAGGGAUGGGUUGGGGGAAGGAAUGAAAAGACUAGAAGAGGAGAUCUCCAGCUUCACCAUGUUUAAAUCACCAGCACCGCUGGCUAGGUGUGAAGAAAGUUCGAUAUGAAAAUGUUCGAUACCAUUUUGCAUCCUCCAAAAAACCUGAAAACUACUGGAAUCAGUGCAAAGUGGCUACUGCCAAAUGCCUUUGAAUACGAGCUGUGACGUGAGAGAGACUUCAGAGAUUUAUGAGAAAUAUAACUUUAUGUCCAAGCAUGUGAGAGAGACCUGUUAUGCACAGAGAGAGCUGCAGGACAGAAAUCAUAUGACAGUGUUGGUAUAGACUUCUUAUAAUGAGUAACUCAGGAUGAGAGCUGUUGCCGAUGUACAUAUAAAUGUAAAUAUGAGCAGUGUGAACAGGUGAUAAUGGACUUGAAACUGAGCGAUUACAUAAUUCUAAUAUUACAAAGAAUCAAAGAUGAAACGUCUACAUCUGUAGACAUGGAAAAGCCAUAUUGUCUUUCUCCUUAACCCCUGUUGUUGUUUGCUCUCAUUUGCUUCUCCUGGAAAGGAAAAGUGCACUUCUCUCUCACCGCCUGUCUCUCUUUCUCUUGCUGUCUGUGCUUCUCUUUCUCACACACACCACUUGAAUCUCAAAACUCGAUGGGUUCAAAGGCACCAAAGGACUGCUGAGCCAUAGACUGCCCGGUCAGACCUGGGCCUCAAACAGAGAAACGUCACUGACAGAGAUUUAGAACCAUAAAUUCACUGAGGAGCCUUCACAUGGACUGCAGUGACUGUGACGGGGCUGUCCCUCUCUGCUCUGCCGAAGAUGUGCAGAGGCUGAUAGGUUCAAGGUCCGUCAGACUUGUGUCACUGUGGAAAAGUGUAGUUGCAGCGAAGACGCGAGAAACUGAAUGCUGCUUUCUGUCACUGCUCAGAUUCACCAUCACUGAGACAGAAGUCGUUCAAAGGAUAUGAAAUUCAUUUCAGUCUCUAGGAAUGGACCUUAUAGACUCAAAGACACCAUCACCUCAUGUUGUGAGUGUGGAUUUUAACAUAAAGUGUAUUGUUUUGUCACGUUGUUUUGUAAUAAAACAUUAAAAAAGUUAUUAUCCUGUUGCCGUACUGUCUGCUAAAAGCAUGGAUGUGGGGACAUGUAACAAAUAGUGACGUGUCCUUCUUUUAAAUGCACAAAGCAGCUUCUGUGCCUCAUGUCUGUGUAACUGUCUUCACCGUAGUGUGUAUGUGGUCCUGUUUGUGUCUAUGACUGAGUGUGGGUACCUUGGUACAUGAAAUACAUGGAUUAUAUUACACUGUUGCAAAUGCAUCCUUUCAUUUUUCAGUUCUUUAACUAUACAGUGAUGAGCUGUAAAGUUCAUCAAUUUCCCACAUGUCUGCUGUAGAGCUUUGACUUCCAAUAAUUCAUCAUUCAUACAAUAAUGUUGUUUUUUUUUUUGCUCACAUGCUAAGGUAAUGGGUUGCAUUUAUUUAUAUAGCGCUUUUCAAGGCACCUAAAGCGCUGUAUAAUUUCACUAUUCAUUCACUCUCACAUUCACACACUGGUGGAGGCAAGCUUCAGUCAGUCUGCCCUGAGACUGAAUGUGUCCUUGGGUGAAGUGUCUUGCUCAAGGACCCCUGAGCCACGGUCGCCCCAAGGUUUCAAAAUGCUGUACAAACAGUACAGAAAUAGAGUUCAGAAAUCCAAAGAAUCCAAAACACAUGAGAACAAGAUCAUAGACAACAAGAGACAACUCGACAAAGUGCAAUGGGCGACUGAGACAAUAUAUUACAUAAAAAGGUGACUAUAGAGACACAGUUGAAAAACUUAAUAAUAAAGAACCUAAGAAUCAUCCUGAUGAUCUUUAAUAAUAAAGAACUGACAGGACCAAAAAACACAAAACACUGGGUCAGCAAUCCAGGACCAUGACAGCAUUGUCAAGCUAAAAGUACUGCCCAACUGACUGAUUUGAUUCAGCACCAACAUAUAGUUGUUACUUGACAUGAAGCCUAUCUGCUCAGGAAAGAGAGCCUGGGCUGUGCAUACUCUGCUGAUGACCUGACUACUGAGAGUGAAGUGUCUGGAAGGAGUCACUACAGGGAACUAGUGAAAGUGUAAAUAAAGACGCAGCACUCUACUCCUCAUUCUCCCUGACAAUAUUAGCCUUACUUUCCUUCACGUAAUUCUUAAUGUUUUCCAUAAAUGUGUCAAUUCAAGGAAAACCAUCAGGUAAAAUUUUCGCAGAUUUCUUCAGUCACGCCCUGGUGGAUCAGCAGGCAGCUGAUCAGUAGUGUUUUUGUUCCUCUCUCUCUCCCCCUCUCUCCCCUCGGUGGAACUCGUUGCAGGUUCACGUCCUCGGCCCACGCACCUGUGAAGAGGAAACACCUGUGCCUCAUUAUCGCUGUCAACGUUUAAACCAGAGGAUGGCAGCUACUCAUCGCUGGAUCGUCGUGUGACUCAAAAUAUAGUUGAUAGCUCUUGCUGGUUCUGUGCCUUUGUGCUAAUGUGUAUCCUCUACACAGAUUUCCUGGAUCUGUCACUGUGUUUCCUGAGGAGAUUCUUAUUGUGAGUGAUUGGAGAUUGGCUGGCAGCGAGCAGUGUGUGACCAAAGAGGAGAGAGUGUUUUUUCCUGUCUUCCCCUCUCUGGAUUUGCCAGAGCCCUUGCCCCUGUCACCGCUGCUGUUUGAC
This is a messenger RNA of Haplochromis burtoni (Burton's mouthbrooder), 7024 nucleotides long. RefSeq names its product sema domain, immunoglobulin domain (Ig), transmembrane domain (TM) and short cytoplasmic domain, (semaphorin) 4F (gene sema4f). The record is from RefSeq and is a predicted model, not a curated record. NCBI's taxonomy places the organism in Eukaryota, Metazoa, Chordata, Actinopteri, Cichliformes, Cichlidae. Gene Ontology annotation, biological process: axon guidance; negative chemotaxis; semaphorin-plexin signaling pathway. Bases 2372 to 4462 code for a protein of 696 amino acids. The transcript has 13 exons. Gene Ontology annotation, molecular function: semaphorin receptor binding; chemorepellent activity.